This is a messenger RNA of Microdochium trichocladiopsis, 1447 nucleotides long. Its product is annotated as GTP-binding protein 1. The record is from RefSeq and is a predicted model, not a curated record. Lineage: Eukaryota; Fungi; Ascomycota; Sordariomycetes; Xylariales; Microdochiaceae. Gene Ontology annotation, cellular component: cytoplasm. Bases 265 to 1380 code for a protein of 371 amino acids. Gene Ontology annotation, molecular function: GTPase activity; GTP binding. Gene Ontology annotation, biological process: cytoplasmic translation. The transcript has 6 exons.
CAAUGUACAGCAUUUCGACCGGGCGAAACGAACACCACCAGGAUUCGAGCGCACACUAAACCGUACAGCCCGUGCCGCCACGGCAUCAAAGUGCCCAGCCAACAGCCUGGACCUAGCAGAACCAGACCUCAACUUGUGCUGCAUCUCAACCCGGCCUGUAAUACUUUGGAUCUUUGACCGAGAAAUCGAUAUUUCAACACCGAAGAGACUGAGAGAGAGGGGUUCCUACUGGUCCCGCCCUCGUCGCGAAAGUGAACCGACAAGAUGGUCAACAUCACGGAAAAGAUCAAGGAGAUUGAGGAUGAGAUGAGAAAGACGCAGAAGAACAAGGCCACAGAAUAUCACUUGGGUCUAUUAAAAGGAAAACUAGCACGCCUCCGCGCCCAGCUCCUCGAGCCCGGGCCAGGCUCUGGCGGCGGCCCGGGUGCGGGCUUUGACGUGAGCAAGUCUGGCGACGCGCGGAUAGCCCUCGUGGGUUUUCCCUCGGUCGGCAAGUCGACCUUCCUGUCGAAGGUGACCAAGACGCGGUCCGAGGUGGCCUCGUACGCCUUCACCACGCUCACCGCGAUCCCCGGCGUGCUCGAGUACGGCGGCGCCGAGAUCCAGCUGCUCGACCUGCCGGGAAUCAUCGAGGGCGCUGCCGAGGGCAAGGGCAGAGGGCGGCAGGUCAUCAGCGCGGCCAAGACGAGCGACCUGAUCCUGAUGGUGCUGGACGCGACGAAGCGCGCGGAGCAGCGGGCGCUGCUGGAGGCCGAGCUGGAGGCCGUGGGGAUCAGGUUGAACCGGGAGCCUCCAAACAUCUACCUCAAGCCGAAAAAAGCAGGCGGCAUGAAAAUCACCUUUUCCUCGCCGCCCAAGAACAUUGACGAGAAGAUGGUCUUCAACAUCCUGCGCGACUACAAGAUGCUCAACGUCGAGGUGCUCGUGCGCGACGACGAGGUGACGGUCGACGACUUCAUCGACGUCAUCAUGCGGGACCACCGCAAGUACAUCAAGUGCCUGUACGUGUACAACAAGAUCGACUCGGUGUCGCUCGACUUCCUCGACAAGCUCGCCCGCGAGCCCCACACGGUCGUCAUGAGCUGCGAGCUCGACCUGGGCAUCCAGGACGUCGUCGACCGCUGCUGGAAGGAGCUCCAGCUCAUCCGCAUCUACACCAAGCGCAAGGGCUCGGACCCGGACUUUAGCGAGGCCCUCAUCGUGCGCAGCAACAGCACCGUCGAGGACGUGUGCGACCGCAUCCACAGGACGCUCAAGGAGACGUUCAAGUACGCCCUCGUGUGGGGCGCCAGCGCGCGGCAUGUCCCGCAGAGGGUUGGGUUGGGCCAUCCGGUGGCGGACGAGGAUGUCGUGUAUAUCGUCAGUGGAUACAAGGCGUAGUCGAACAAAACAAAACUUUUGGGUGAGGCCAACUACAAGAAUGUGCACAAGCACUUUACAGACAUGC